ACGGUACAAACCAAAAAAAUUGCAAACUUUUAAGAACGUGAUUACGUAGCUCCAAGGGUUUAUCUUCACCAGUCACUACCUAUUCUCUACUGGUUCUCAAAAAUGAAGUAUUUACGAUUCAUUUCACCCAAAUUCACAACUCUACAAAACCCUAGACCCAAUUUUUUAGGGUUCAUUCAACCAUCAAAUGCUAACUCCACGCGGAAUCACACUACUCCAGCUCAAGAAUCAACGCCUAAAUCACCGCCACCGGCGGCGAAGAUCACCUCAAUCGCCAAUGAAAUCUCGAAUUUAACAUUGCUGGAAGUGGCGGAUUUGACGAGUUUGCUAGGGAAGAAAUUGGAGGUCAAAGACUUGCCGAUUGUCUCGUUGAUGAUGCCUGGAAUGGGGUUCAGCCUCCGAGGAAUGGGUGGCGCUGGAGGCGGUGCUGCGGCAGCUCCGGCGGAGGAGGAGAAGAAGGAGAAGACUGCGUUUGAUUUGAAAUUGGAGGCGGGAUUCGAGGCCGGGGCGAAGAUUAAGAUUAUUAAGGAGGUUAGAAGUUUUACGGAUUUCGGUUUGAAGGAAGCUAAAGAGCUGGUGGAGAAGGCUCCGGCUGUGUUGAAGACUGGGGUUUCGAAGGAGGACGCAGAGAAGAUUAUCGAGAAGAUGAAGGCGAUCGGUGCCAAAGUGGUCAUGGAGUGAGGUUCAUCUCGGGUUUUAGUUAGAUUUUUUGCCUAAAGAAGGUUUGGCAGAAUGAAGGAUUUCUUCUCUAAUUUGUGGCAUCGUUAAGCUUGCCAACUGUUGCACACACCAUGCUUAUUAGAAAGGGCUAUGAUAGGGAUAAAUUAAUAUCUCAAUGAUAUACCUUGGUUUUUCCAUCAAACUUGUAAGUUUUCUCAUAUCAUUCAUCGUUGUAGUCUUUAAUGGAAGUAGGUGAUAAUGAUCAAAAUUGCACACUCAAUCAUGUACCUUACAGUUCUGCAAUGGUUACUGCAACAUAAUAGAACAUCUCCAUUCUUAGA
Messenger RNA from Spinacia oleracea (spinach), 1001 nucleotides. RefSeq lists its product as uncharacterized. NCBI's taxonomy places the organism in Eukaryota, Viridiplantae, Streptophyta, Magnoliopsida, Caryophyllales, Amaranthaceae. Gene Ontology annotation, molecular function: structural constituent of ribosome; mRNA binding. Gene Ontology annotation, biological process: translation. The transcript is spliced from 2 exons. Bases 103 to 681 code for a protein of 192 amino acids. The record is from RefSeq and is a predicted model, not a curated record. Gene Ontology annotation, cellular component: ribosome.